CCUUUGUUUUACAGGAAACGAGUUGUUGGACUGAUCUGUAAAAAGGACGUUUAAUACAACACAAUAUCCACGCUUUCAAUUCACAACCAACUCUGCAAAACAGAAAUGGAUUGGUUCCUGUUUUUUAUUCUCCUGCAAAUGGGAGUGAAAGGACGGUGUCAACAAGAGGAAGUCUGCUUAAAAUCUGUGGUUAACUCAUGUGGUGACUGUAUCAGAUCCGGACCAUACUGUGUGUGGUGCAAACAGCUGAAUUUUACCAAACCGGGCGAGCAGGAAGCAGUACGAUGUGACACCCAAGCUCAACUGAUCGGGAGAGGCUGCAAGAAGGAAGAAAUCAUUUCCCCCCAGAACAAUCUAAAAAUUCACAAGAGAGAGUCUCUGUCCAACUCAUUCAACGAACAGGAGCCUGUCCAGCUGAGUCCACAGAAGAUUAGUCUGAGACUGCGACCUGGUCUUCCUACCACAUUCAGUGUUUCUUUCAAAAGAGUUGAAGGUUAUCCAGUGGAUCUCUACUAUCUGAUGGACCUGUCUUACUCAAUGAAAGAUGACUUGGAAAAUGUCAAAGAACUCGGAAAAGAUCUUUUUGCAGCCCUGAAAAAAAUCACUAAAUAUGCUAAAAUAGGUUUUGGUGCCUUUGUUGAUAAGACCGUCCUUCCUUAUACUAACACCAACAAGGAGAAACUGCUGAAGCCAUGUGAUGAGAAUUACCAGCAAUGCCAAGCUGCUUUUGGCUACAGACAUGUGUUAAGUAUGACAUCGACGGAAGAAGAGUUCAAAAGUAAAGUGACUGAGCAGUUCAUUUCUGGAAACUUGGACUCUCCAGAAGGCAGUCUUGAUGCCAUGAUGCAGGCUGCAUUAUGUGGGGACAAAAUAGGUUGGAGGAACAGCAGCACUCGGCUUAUUGUGCUGACUACUGAUGCUGGAUUCCACAUGGCCGGAGAUGGAAAAUUAGCUGGCAUACUGGAACCAAAUGAUGAACACUGCCACAUGGAAAACAACCUCUACACUAACAGCAUUGAGAUGGACUACCCAUCUGUUGGACAACUAGCCGUGCAGUUGGAGAAAAGCAAUAUUCAGCCAAUAUUUGCAGUGACCACAAAUGUGGAAACUGUGUACACGCAACUUUCUCAAAGGAUCCCAAAAUCAGCGGUGGGAGUUCUGUCAUCGGAUUCCAAAAAUGUGGUUCAACUGAUUGAGAGCGCCUACAAUAGGUUGUCCUCCAAAGUAACACUGACCCAUGAUAAUCUGCCUGAUAAUGUUCGAGUUAUCUACACACCCAAGUGCGAACAUCCAGGACCAACAGGGGAGAGUGAAGGGGUUUGUGACAAUGUACAAGUGGGGCAGGAGAUUUCUUUUAAUGUCACAGUGACAGCAUACUCAUGCAUGGAGGACAAGUCGUUUACUAUUCGACCACAGGGCAUUAAAGAUACAUUGACUGUGACCAUAUCUACAAAUUGUGAGUGUCAGUGUGUUGACCCAGGACUCAAUAAACAUCCACAUUGCAAUGAAAAGGGAAACGUCAGCUGUGGUAUAUGCAGCUGCAGUGAAGGCUCCAUCGGUCAGUUCUGUGAGUGCUCCAUUGGCCGCAGAGACGAGCGUACCUUACGAGCAUCCUGUCAGAGGCAGAAUGGCACUGAGUGCGAGGGUAGAGGAGACUGUGUCUGUGGCAGGUGCGAGUGCCACACCACAGAGGGUGGAAGAAGUUACUAUGGUGACUUCUGCCAGUGCGACGAUGAACACUGUGAGAAGUUCCAGAAUAAACUGUGUGGAGGGAAUGGUAACUGCAAAUGUGGCAAAUGUGAAUGCUUUGAAAGCCACGAGGGCUCAGCCUGUCAGUGUAGAGUGUCUGAGGAGGGCUGUCGUACCCCCAACAACACUGUGUGCUAUGGCAGAGGGACCUGCAAGUGUAACCGCUGUGAGUGUAAGGAAGGAUACCAGCAUCCCCGAUGCCAGACAUGCCUUGGCUGCACUGACCCUUGCCAGACCAAACUGAACUGCAUUGAAUGCUUAGGCUUUGACUCAGGUCCCUUUAAAAAAAACUGCAGUGCGGCUUGCAGCAAGAGCAUUUAUCAUGUUAUGGUGGAUCAGUUCACCAUACAAAGCAAGAAGUGCCAUCAAAAGGACUCGGGUGGCUGCUGGAUCACAUUUAAUCUGGAUCAGUUGGUCGGAGAGGAUAACUACAAGGCUGAAAUUGUGAAACAGAGAGACUGUCCAGCUCCACCAAGCGUCACAGCUAUCAUCGGUGGCUCCAUUGCUUCUGUGGCUCUUAUUGGCAUCUUGCUGCUGAUGCUGAUAAAGCUACUUAUCUACAUGAAGGACCUGAAGGAGCUCAGAAAAUUUGAAAAUGAGCAGAAGAAAUCCAAGUGGGCAAAGGCUGACAACCCACUGUUCCAUUCUGCCAAUACCACUGUAUUGAACCCAACCUUCACUGGAGAAUGAAGAUUAUUGCUGAACUAAUGUCAUUUACUCUGAAUAAUUGAAAUUGCAUUGCUUUUGUUGACUUACUAUUAAGAAAUGCUCAUUGCUUAUUAUAUUGACUUUGGAAAAACUGUAAUGAAUGUUGCUUAUAAUAUAAACAGUAAGAGAGUAGGACAGAGAAUAUAAAGAGUGGAAUGAGGUUUGAUUUACACCUCUACUGCAGAGAUGCACCACAUCUAGGUAACCACAAGGCACCCUGAGUGGAAGUCAGGUAUUACACACAUAUACUGGAUCCGUCAUCUAAAGGCAGUAGCUCAGUCCACAGGGCCUUGCUAAAUUGGCAGAGAGAUACCAGUUUGCCCCCUGAGCUCUGCCAUAGUAUUCUUGAGCAAGGCACCAGGACCUGCUGGCUAUGCUAAGGCGGCUUGAAUUUUACUGCAUGCUGUGCUUGUAAAAAUACCAUGUGUGACAAUAAAAUUUGAUUUACAUCCA
This is a messenger RNA of Pungitius pungitius (ninespine stickleback), 2910 nucleotides long. RefSeq names its product integrin, beta 2 (gene itgb2). The transcript has 16 exons. The coding region runs from base 106 to 2439 and encodes 777 amino acids. Gene Ontology annotation, cellular component: focal adhesion; cell surface; integrin complex. Gene Ontology annotation, molecular function: amyloid-beta binding; integrin binding. NCBI's taxonomy places the organism in Eukaryota, Metazoa, Chordata, Actinopteri, Perciformes, Gasterosteidae. The record is from RefSeq and is a predicted model, not a curated record. Gene Ontology annotation, biological process: cell-matrix adhesion; integrin-mediated signaling pathway; cell migration.